GUACAGGACGGGACAACGAAGCUUGCGGCUCUGUGGCUGGCCCGCAUUAUGGUCACUGAUGUCACAAGCAGUCGCUGACCGACUGCUGUGUGGAGUUGGCACGAACACCUUUGCUGACUGCCCUCAAUGCUUGGAAAGCAGCAUGAAUUCGGGUGCCGUCAGCUUUUGGUGGAAUUGGGAUUAUGAUAUGCGAAUUGACCACAGCCACCUCCCGCCGCAGGUGGUGAGAAAGGCCAAGCAGACGUUCACCCCAAUGAUCUGGGGAACGACAAUGCCGAAGGAUUACAGUUUCUUCCAUCUCGGAAGCGAUUUCGUGAUGGGUUAUAACGAGCCAGACCAGUACGGCCCUGCCUGCGCAGGGGAGACAACGUUUGGCACCUUUGGCUGCGGUGAAAAAGAUUAUAGACCUGCGACAAGUGCUGGUUUUGCCAGCCUGUUCGACCCCGUAAAGGCAGCGCUGGCAUGGCAGUCGUUAGUGGCGAAGCUGGCAAGUGUCGCGAAAGAAAGCGGAGGAUCUGUGCGGAAGAUCGCUGCGCCAGCGAUGGCCCAGGCGGCACUUCCGCAAGAUGACUGCAGUAAGGAUCCCGCAUUGCCAAACGCCACGAAGUUCUGUCGUGGGUGGCUGAAAGCCUUCAAGGCCAAAGCACUGACGCUGCAGUGCACGAGCCUUGUGGGGAAGGCGACGAACUGUUGGGAUGUUAUAGAAGCACUGCCCAUCCACGCCUACGGCCGAUGCUUGGGAUCUGCCCAAGAGAUCAAGGACAAGCUCCAUUCGUAUCACCAGGUCUUUCUGGAGGAUUUCCAGGGCACCUCUGGCAGGACGAAGAAGAAGCUUUGGCUUACCGAGGUGACCAUGGGCACGAACGAUGCUGAUGAUCUUAUCACGUUCAUGGAGGAGCUAAUGAAUCCGGCAACCGGCCUCCAAAAUCGGCAGAUAUUUGGCUUUGUCGAGCGCAUCAGCUGGUUCUCCGAAUGGAGCAUGGGCGCGUUCACGCUCGGCGGCUACAAGCCCAGAACCUAUGAGGCCUGGUCAUCAAGCCUCUUUGAGCCCACCACCGGGCGCUUCACCCCUCACGGGGCGCGGUUCGUCCAUUACUGUCGUGACAGUACAGGUGGUAGCAUGGCACCACCCGCUUCGCCUGCCACAGCGCCUGCCAAAGUGGAGCCGAAAGGGAAAGCCAAGCCUGCCCCAUGUUCUGUUGGCAGCGUGGUGCCGUGUCCCGGAGGUGAGGGCUCCUGCGCUGGGAACCAGUGCUGUCCCGAUGGGAGCACUUGCCCCUCGGCAGAUGCGGGCUUCCACGGCUGCACCGACUCUAAGACUGAGGAUUGCACGCAAAUGACGGCGGAGGUAAAGCUGUUGAUGUUGGCCGCCGGGGCGCAUCGAUUCCUGGGCGCGUUUCCAGCUGACCAAGACCUUGAUGACCUGUGA
Symbiodinium pilosum is the source of this 1429-nucleotide messenger RNA. Lineage: Eukaryota; Dinophyceae; Suessiales; Symbiodiniaceae. The record is from the annotation of a GenBank genome assembly.